GAUAUCUAAGAAACUAAACCCCGAGAACCUAGUAGCUAGCACAUGUGAGUGAGCUAGCGGAAGGCAAAGUGGACAUGUUGUCCCGGUUAAAAAGCAAAGUUGGCUCGGUUCUGUUGCCGGGAGAUGAGUUCGCAUUGGAUCCCGUCGCCACCGGCGACACCAUCUCCUUAACGGCUCCUUCGAAGCCGAACAAAGUGGUUUGCGGACCCGGACUCCGGCGUAGCGGCGACUGCCUGGUGGUCUAUAAAAGCGGACUUUUGCGACACAAAGAACCUAACAUGUUCUGGAUUGAAGCUCAGCAGAAAAGGUACGUGGCCGCCAAAGGAGAAACGGUCAUCGGCAUCGUGACGUCCAAGUCCGGCGACGUCUUCAAAGUGGACGUGGGCGCCAGCGAGCAAGCCUCUUUGUCUUACCUGGCCUUCGAAGGCGCCACCAAGAGGAACCGACCGAACGUGCAGGUGGGCGACUUGCUAUUCGCCCAAUUGCUCGUAGCCAACAAGGACAUGGAGGCGGAGCUAGUGUGCGUGGACAGCGCGGGACGAGCCAACGGGAUGGGAGUGUUCGGAGCCGGCGGUCUUCUCUUCAAAGUCUCGCUGGGCUUGGUCAGGCGGUUGUUGGCCCCUCAGAGUGAUUUACGACAAGAGUUGGAGCAGCUUUUCCCUUGCGAGAUGGUGGUGGGGAUGAACGGUCGCCUGUGGGUCAAGUCUUCUAGCGUUCAGCGGACGCUGAUCCUAGCCAACUUGCUGGAGAGCUGCGAGAACAUGACGGCAGCGCAGAGGCGCCACCUCUUGACCAAGAUAGCCCAGGGGGGCUUCUAGAACCAGACAAAUUAUUGAUCAACUUUGAACUCAUUCCGCAGAGGUCAAUUUCCGCAAAGACGAGCCGGGGUACAUCACCCUAAUUCGGAAGGGUUGGCAUGAGUGGGCAUGUAGAUUUCCGGCUUGCUGAAAAUGUAUAAUGACAAUUUAUAAUGACAAUAAAUGCUUUCUAUUGUAUUCUGUUUUGUCUAAGAUGAAACUAAUGGGGCGGAUGGUGGGCAGGGCUCCGGUCCUGCACUGUGGCAGCCUCAGUUUUCGACCCGGGUGCCGCCAUGGUGGUACCCCAACCUGGUGGGGAUCCUUUCCUGCCGUGGGCGUACAGUGCAGGCCAAAAGUAUUGGCACCCCUGCAAUUCUGUCAGAUAAUGCUCAAUUUCUCCCAGAAAAUGAUUGCAAUUAAAAAUGUUUUGGUAGUAAUAGCUUCAUUUAUUUUUAAAGAUGUCCCGAUCCGAUCACGUCAUUUUCAAAGUAUCGGAAUCGGCCAAAAAAAUAUCGGACAUGCCUUUUUUUUAAUUAAAUCAUUUUCUAAUUGUAUUUGUUACAGACAAAAUGUCUUACAUUCAUCCAGAGUCUUUAGCUCUGGCUUAAAGUAGGGCUAUCAAAUUUAUUGCGUAAACGGCGGUAAUUAAUUUUAUAAAAUUAACCACGUUAUAAUAUUUAAUGCAAUUAACGCAUGUGCUGCACGACCCACUCACGCAUGGUCGCGUUCAGUGUUGUUAAUCUUACUGAAAAAAAGUAAUUAAUUAUAGUUACAAAUUACUUCUCCCAAAAAGUAAUUGCGUUAGUAACUCAAUUACCUGAAUGUAAGAGUAAUUAGUUACUUGGCAAAGUAAUUGGUGAUAAUUACUUUUUUUUUUCCCUCAGAAAAACAAAACAAAAAAACAAACAAACAAAAAAAACAUUGGCCACAUUAUGUGAAGUUUUUUGUGAAGGUAUUUGGUAAAAUUGGCCCGAGCCCAAUUCUUUACCCUAACUUACCCUUUACCCUGAAUCAACUGUUAAAAGUUGUUAAAAUUGCUCCCAUUAUUGCAUUAGUUCCCUUCUCUCUACUUUCGACAUAUGAAAGUUUUAAAACUGUUUCAUCAUUUAAAGAUAGAUUCAAGUCAAGAUUUUGCCGAUUUAGAAGUAUUUUAGAUAAAAAGUUACUUGGGUUCGCUAGGAAGGUUCUCUACAACAGAGCCGUCCUAAAAAGUACUGCUUUUAGUGCCAUGUCUGUCAUUUUGCAUCUAGUUAUAUCUAUAUACAGUACAUGUGAUAUCUACCAUGUCUACCAUAUCUACCAUAACAUGCGGGCGUAGUUUGUAGGCUAUCGGCUACAACAUGUAUUAUUGGAGCUACCUAGCAUCGCGUUUGCUCGGCGUCACAACUUUCUAGCCUCCUCCCCACUCCUGCUCUGCUCUGUCGUCUCGGUGAGUCCGUCUCCCUCAGAUUUUUCGACCAAUAUAGUAACGCAUAGUAACGCAUGCCUUUCCGUCCUCAGUAACGGGAACGGCGUUGCCAAGAUGAGAAAAGUAAUUAAUUAGAUUACCCACUACUGAAAAAAAUAACGCCGUUAGUAACGCCGUUAUAUUGUAACGCCGUUAUUAACAACACUGGUCGCGUUUAAUCAAUAGUGGUGCCGUUUUACCUAUAUCUAGAGCUAACAGGCACCGUAAAAUGAGUAGAGAGAAUUUUGGCAGCGACGGCGUUAGCAACAUUGAAGUAUGGAAAACUCGUUGCGUUAGUAAACGGCCGCCAUCUUAAAGCAGGAGACUUCCCUAGUAGGCUGUUGUGAACCUUCCAAGCGAACCUAAUUAACUUUUUAUCUAAAAUACUCCUAAAUCGGCAAAAUCAUGACUUGAAUCUAUCUUCAAAACCGUUUUAAAACUUUCACAUGUCAAAAGUAGACAGAAGGGAAAUUAUGGAAUAACGGGAGCAAUUUUAACAACUUUAACAGUUGAUUCGCAAAAUUAAAUGAAUUGAAUGUAGUUUAAAGCUGCUGAUACAGAAUGGGGACUUGAAUAUUUUAUUUACUGUUUUAAAAGUUUAACUUGAUACUGAAAUAGUCAUUUAUUUAAACCUGAGAGGCUUUUUAUACAAUUUUUGUAACUAAUGCACGAAACAUUAAAAGCAUCUAAUAGGUUGGGGGAUUUGUUUGGUAUGUUUUGCUUUUUUAAGACAGUUUAUACUGACUGACUAUGCCAUUUCUGUUUGUUAUUUAUAACGUUUUGUGUUUGUCACUGAAUAAACAGGUCAGUUUCUUGUUACCAACCGUUGUGUGUUAUUCAAAUUCACCUGGCUAGUUGUUAUCAAGAGUACUAAAACCUUUUUCAACAUGAGU
Messenger RNA from Corythoichthys intestinalis (scribbled pipefish), 3137 nucleotides. RefSeq names its product exosome component 3 (gene exosc3). Lineage: Eukaryota; Metazoa; Chordata; Actinopteri; Syngnathiformes; Syngnathidae. The transcript is spliced from 3 exons. Bases 75 to 818 code for a protein of 247 amino acids. Gene Ontology annotation, biological process: TRAMP-dependent tRNA surveillance pathway; poly(A)-dependent snoRNA 3'-end processing; nuclear polyadenylation-dependent rRNA catabolic process. Gene Ontology annotation, cellular component: nuclear exosome (RNase complex); cytoplasmic exosome (RNase complex). Gene Ontology annotation, molecular function: RNA binding. The record is from RefSeq and is a predicted model, not a curated record.